CUGAAAACACACGGAUCACUGUUUUAAAUCAUCUAUAAUCGUGAUAAGAUCAAAUCCAACGAUCACCAUUUGCUUAAUGCCACAUCCAAACAACACUCAUCCUCUAUAAAACCACGCUUAAUACUUCUCCAAUUACAUCGUCGUCUUCCCUUCCCCAUCGACAUACUAGAAACACUUCAUCCCGCACAAGUCACGGUAAGAAUCUAGUGUCACCAUGGACACCACUAGGAAGGUGAAGAAAGGUGUUGGAGGGAGAAAGAAAGGAGGCCUAAAGAAAAAGCCGGUUUCAAGGUCAAUGAAGGCUGGUCUCCAAUUCCCCGUCGGGAGGAUUGGACGUUACCUUAAGAAAGGAAGGUACGCUAAGCGUGUUGGUACUAGUGCUUCUGUUUACAUGGCUGCUACUCUCGAAUAUCUGACUGCUGAGGUUCUUGAGUUGUCUGGAAAUGCUGCUCUUGACAAUAUGAAGAAACAGAUUAGUCCGAGGCACAUUAUGCUGGCAGUUAGGAACGAUGAAGAGCUGGGGAAAUUGUUGGAUGGGGUCACCAUUGCUUAUGGUGGUGUUGUCCCUAAAAUCAACCCAGCGCUGCUGUUUGAGAAGAAAGCUGGUAAGGCUCCCAAAACAUCCAAGUCUCCGAAGGAGUCAAAUGCCCCCAAGGAGGCCAAUUCUACCUCUAAGGAUGUUGAGCCCUAAAAUAAUUGUUUUUUGAAAUCUUUGGUCAAUCUUAAGUUUUUGUUCUUAAAUUGUAUUCAGAUCAAAGAUCUU
Molecule: messenger RNA, 763 nt
Organism: Lotus japonicus
Lineage: Eukaryota; Viridiplantae; Streptophyta; Magnoliopsida; Fabales; Fabaceae
Product: histone H2A.1-like
Exons: 2
Coding region: 215-691 (158 amino acids)
Cellular component (GO): nucleosome
Molecular function (GO): protein heterodimerization activity; structural constituent of chromatin; DNA binding
Source: RefSeq, a predicted model, not a curated record